Molecule: messenger RNA, 1191 nt
Organism: Ectocarpus sp. CCAP 1310/34
Lineage: Eukaryota; Phaeophyceae; Ectocarpales; Ectocarpaceae
Source: the annotation of a GenBank genome assembly
CCCGACACCUGCCGGCAUAUCAUGACGUUCCAAAAACUUCUCGGGCCGUUGCUGAAGGACUCCACCGAGAACGACAUCCCCACGGCGACGGCCCUCGAAGGAAAGGUGGUCGCUUUCUACUUCUCCGCCAGCUGGUGUGGGCCAUGCCGUGGAUUCACCCCGCAGCUGGUGAAGACCUAUAACGCCGUGCGCGCAGCGGGCAAGGAGUUCGAGGUGGUGCUCAUCGGUUCCGACAGGAAGGAGGAUGACUUUGUGAGGUACCAUAAGGAGAUGCCGUGGCUGGCGCUGCCUUUCCCCGACAGGGAGAGAAAAUCCUCCCUGAGCACCAAGUUCAAGGUUCGCGGCAUCCCCACCCUGGUAAUCAUGGACCACGAUGGCUCGGUCAUCACACCGGACGGGCGCGAGGUGGUGGGCGACGAUCCUGAGGGCAAAGACUUCCCGUGGAGGCCUAAACCUCUCUCGGAGCUCAUCGGGACCGAGUUUGUGACCAAGCCCGGGACCCUAGCGGGGGAGGAGGUCGUCCGCGGCAAAACCUUGGCCCUGUACUUCUCCGCGCACUGGUGCCCUCCCUGCCGAGCCUUCACGCCACGCCUGGUGCAGACGUACAAGGACCUCAAGAAGAGGGCGGGAAGCGAUGACGUUGAGUUUAUAUUCGUGAGCUCAGACAAAGACCAGGCGCAGUUCGACGAAUACUUCCGGGAGAUGCCGUGGGCCGCGAUCCCUUUCGGCGACGUCAACAGGAGAAGGGCGCUUGCCACGCGGUUGGGGGUACGCGGCAUCCCAACCCUGACCACCAUUGACCGGGACGGCGUGGUGAUCAACCAGACAGCUAAGGGGGCAGCGAUCGCUGACGCAAAGGGUCUGGAGUUCCCGUGGUGGCCGAAGGCCGUGGAAGACCUCUCGGUGAACAGCCAGAGCAACGGCUUCCACGUGCAGGAGAUGCCGUCGCUUAUUAUCUUCAUGGAGGCCUGCGACGACGUAGAUCAAAAGGAGGUGGAAGAAGCCCUGCUGCCGAUCGCCACGGCGGAGGCGGAGGCUGCGAAGGCCAACGGUGGCCAACCAGCGUUGAUAUUCUUCACGGUGAAGUCGGAGGCCAGCUUGCCGACACAAGUCCGCAACGUGUGCGACCUCAAGACAGUACCCGAUUCGCCCCAGGUACCGGCCAGUGCGAUGUGCUUCUCCUCUUGUUGA